CGCCCGCUCCCGCACCCGCGCCCGCACCGCCGCCCAUGGUGCUGCCCGGCCCGCCCGGCAUGGCCCGCUCCGAGGAGGUGCACCGCCUCACCGAGAAUGUCUACAAGACGAUCAUGGAGCAGUUCAACCCCAGCCUCAGGAAUUUCAUUUCUAUGGGGAAGACCUAUGAAAAAGCCUUAGCAAGCAUGACAUACGCAGCAAAAGGGUACUUUGAUGCUCUGGUGAAGAUGGGAGAGCUGGCCAGUGAAAGCCAAGGAUCCAAAGAAUUGGGGGAUGUGCUCUUCCAGAUGGCAGAGGUGCACAGGCAGAUCCAGAACCAGCUGGAGGAGAUGCUCAAGUCCUUCCACAACGAGCUCCUGACGCAGCUGGAGCAGAAGGUGGAGCUGGACUCCCGGUACCUGAGUGCUGCGCUGAAGAAAUACCAGACAGAGCAGAGGAGCAAGGGGGACUCGCUGGACAAGUGCCAGGCAGAGCUGAAGAAACUUCGCAAGAAGAGCCAGGGCAGCAAGAACCCCCAGAAAUACUCGGACAAGGAGCUGCAGUACAUCGAAGCCAUCAGCAACAAGCAAGGGGAGCUGGAGAAUUACGUGUCUGAUGGGUACAAGACGGCUCUGACGGAAGAGAGGCGACGGUUCUGCUUCCUGGUGGAGAAACAGUGCGCGGUGGCCAAGAGCGCCAUCACCUACCACGCCAAGGGGAAGGAGAUGCUGACGCAGAAGCUGCCGCUGUGGCAGCAAUCCUGCUCGGAUCCCAACAAGAUCCCGGAGCGCGCCAUACAGCUGAUGCAGCAGAUGGCUGCCAGCAGCAAUGGCACCAUUAUGCCCAGCCCUCUGUCCACAUCCAAGUCCAACCUCAUCAUCUCUGACCCCAUCCCUGGUGCCAAACCUCUCCCUGUCCCCCCGGAGCUGGCACCUUUUGUAGGACGCAUGUCAGCACAGGAGGCCAUGCCAGUGAUGAACGGAGUCUCGGGCUCUGACAGCGACGGGUACAACCACUGGUCUGAGAUGAAGCCAGCACAGCCCAAAUCUUUAUCUCCUCCCCAGCCUCAGAAGCAGCUGAGUGACUCUUACUCCAAUACACUCCCAGUUCGCAAAAACGUGGCACCGAAAAACAGCUACGCCUCAGCUGAAAACAAGACACUGCCACGCUCCAGCUCCAUGGCCGCCGGGCUCGAGAGGAACGGCCGGACGAGGGUGCAGGCGAUUUUCUCGCACGCUGCCGGGGAUAACAGCACCCUCCUGAGCUUCAAGGAGGGAGACCUCAUCACCCUGCUGGUGCCUGAGGCCCGGGACGGCUGGCACUACGGAGAGAGCGAGAAAACCAAAAUGAGGGGCUGGUUUCCUUUCUCCUACACACGGGUCCUUGACAAUGAUGGCAGCGAGCGGGUCCACACCAGCCUGCAGCAAGGGAAGAGCAGCAGCACUGGCAACCUGCUGGACAAGGAUGACAUCUCCAUCCCGCCGCCGGACUACGGCAUGGCCUCGCAGGCCUUCCCUGCACAGGGCACCAACACCUUCAAGCAGCGGCCCUACAGCGUGGCCGUGCCUGCCUUCUCCCAGGACUACCUAAUGCCCUAUGGGUGUGCAAUUAAAGACUAUGCCAGUGGCCUCUGCCAAGCACCCUCCGCUCACUACAAGCCUUACACUAGGUCGACAGCUGGCCUGGAUGAUUACGGGACGAGGUCUGUCAGCAGCCCCGAUGUUGAAGUGGCCAGGUUUUGAGGUGCCCCUGCCCGUUAGUAAGUGACAUUGUCGCGGGUGCGCUGGGCAGCGGGUGACGCCGCGGGGCUGCGCGGGGACGGUGCCACCGCUCUGCUUCCCGCUGCACCAACCCCAGCGUGUCCCCUCCCUCCGCCACCGCUGUCCCCGACCCUGUGCCGAGCUCUCCGGGGCUCCCCGGCCGCCUGUGCUGCUCGCCGCGGCUGCGCUUGCCGGGAUGCUGAGCCGCUCCUGCGCUUCCCCCGCUGCCCGUAACUCGCUCUUUGGUCGCAGGUGUCCUGUCCGGUGUCCGCCGCUGUCCCCAGCCCUGUCCGGCGGGGCGGGGCACGUCCGCACUAACCGCAAGUUUUUUGAGCAGCUUUUUUUUUGUUGUAGACUCGUCCCAGGAGCCUCCUCGUCCUGGCCCCAGGGACGGGAUGCAGGAGCCUCCCCAGGAGUCCAGACCCUCCUCGCGGGCACUGCAGAGCCUGGAGAGCCCCUUCCCCGUUUCUCUUUGAUCCAUGAGCUGCUUUCCCUGGAGCUGCAGGCUCCAGCCCCAGUGGCUCUUCUCUGCCAGGACAGAAAUAGUUAAAUGAGCCCCGGGUGACUCAUCAAAGCAACUUUUCCUCUCCCUCCAGUCCUGAGAAUCUAUUUUGGCAUCCUGGGAGGGAAAGUGAUCUAAGCAUCUGCAUUAAUUAGGUGUGAAAUUAAUUACCCUAUUUUUAAGCAAAAGUAAUUUAUCUUUGAAGGAAAGAAAAGGCGAACGUGGAGAGGUGAGGGAUGGCAGAGAGGGGGCCUGGGGCUGACAGUGAGUGCCUGUCCCAGGGGGAUGGAUGUCCCAGCAUCUUCCUUUCUGCUCUGGGGACAUCCCAAAGCUUCUGGGGACAUCCCAAAGCUGCUCUGUCCAGGUGCACACAGUAACCACAGCACUUUACCUGAACCCACAUCAGGGGGAGCAGGGCUGUGCCCCACGGUGGGCAAAUGUCCAGUGGGACGUGGCGUGGGUGGUCACUGCGUCCAGCAGGGACAGGAGAUGGUGUGGCUCCCUGGGGAGGGCUGGGGACAGUGGGCAGAUGAGACAGAGGGGCUGCAGGGAGGGCAGGGGAUGCUUGGUGGCUCCCCAGGCAGCCAGAGGGACCCCCAGAGCUGCCCACACCCCCAGGAAUUGACUCCUGCUGGGAGAGGACAGAGGGACCUCCUGCAGAAGGGGUGAGGAUGCUCCCCGUGCCAAGGCAGCCCUUGUCACCUGUCCUGGCCAAGGGACAAAGGCAGCAGGAGGGUGCUGGGACACCCAGGCAGGUGAAACCCAAGGUCAGCCUGUCUGGGCUCUGGGCUCUGAGCUCACCCAGGUGUCCUCAGUCUCUUCCUCUUGGAUAUGAACUUGUCAGAGGCAGCACAAGGGCUCUGCAGGGAGCUGCCAGCUCUGCCCUUGGCCAGGAGGUGAAGCCAUAACCCCCUGCUCCAGGGCUGAUCCUGCAGUGCUCCCGUCUGUGGGAGCUGUUUGAGUCCAGCCUUGGACUCCCAGUGCCAUCCCCAGCUUCAGGCUGAAGGAGAGCGAGGUAGGAGAGCAGAACAUCCCCCUGCAGCUCAUCUCUGACCCACUGCAGCUUAGCUGGGAGGAGCUGAGCAGUGGGGGCAGCUCGGGGAGCGGGGGCAGCUCGGCCUGGGGCUCACAAGGCAGAGCUUUUCCAGUCCAAGCCCUUCCCAAACGCUGCUGUCCCGUGGUCUCGCCAGUCGCCGCUCGCUGUGCCGGUGCCCGUCCUCUGCAGGCCUCCACCCCCUGUUAACUCUUCCUUCCUCUUCCUCUUCCUCCACAGGAACCCCUUUGCCAACGUCCAGCUGAAGCCAACGGUGACAAACGACCGCUCGGCUCCGCUCAUCAGCUGAUCCGGGAGCGCUGGCGCCCGCCUGGCACUCGCCACCUCCUCCUCCUCCUCAUCCUCGCCGCUGCAUGUCCAGCUUCCCAGGACUCCAUUUUUAGGCAGAAUUUAUUAAUCCUGCUGCUUUGAAAGCCAAAGGCUCAAGCUAGUGCCCUAGUUCUCUCUUCUCUAGACUCCCUCGGUGGCAGAGGGUCGCGGCGCUGCCGUGUCACCGUGCUGCCAUGUCACCUGUCCUUAGCCUGUGCUAACGAGCGUGGUGGCACCUUCCAGAGGCAGGGCAGCACCGUCCCAGAGCUGGGCUGGCUCCCAGGCCCAGCUUGCUGUGGGUGGAGAAACGGGCUCAGCUGGAGAAAACUCUCCGUGGGCUCACAGUGCUGCAGUGGGGCAGCAGUGGCAGUGAGGUCACUGUCCCUCUGCUCUCCCUGCCCAGGCCAGGCAGGACACCAGGACACCCUGGGACAGGGCAGCUGGGCUCAGCUCGCUCCCAGAGCUGCUGCUGCGCCAGGGCUCGGGGUAUGGCAGGGAAUUACGGUACUGCUGUAAAAUAUAAGCUAGGAAAAAACCACUUGUGGAGGCCAGGGCAGUGUGUGAGUGAGCCUUGGGGUGCCCCUGCUCCCUGCAGACAGGAGCUCCCAUCCGGACCUCUUGCUUGGCUGUUUGCUCUUCCUCUAUUCCUAGGGCUGCAUGAGAGAGAGAGAUAGAUAGAGAUAAAUAUAUAUAAAUAUAUAUACACACACUUGCUAAGCUUAUUGCUGGGGGUGCCCACGAGCCAGGCGGCUCCCACAGCCCGUCCCACAGCUCCUGAGUGACCAGGGUCACAUCCUUGCUCCAAAAACAGGGAGAAGAGGGUUUCCAGGCUGGAACUGUGUCUCCCAUAGCUGAGGGGCUGAACCCGAAUGGGGUUUUUGCUUUUUCCGUUGUGUUUCUCCUUUUUGCACUUUCUGAUCGCUGGUGCAGCAUGUCCUGGUCCCCACAGCCCGGGCAGUGGGUGCUGGGCUGGGCACAGAGUCCCAGUCAGAGGUGGUGGCUCAUCUCUCCUGUGUCCCCUGGGAUGAGUUUUCCAGCUCCACUGCAGGAAAACAGCUUCUCCUGUGACCGCCAGGCUCCAGCUCUGCACGAGGGCUCCCAGCUCCACCGUGUGCCUCCUCUUCCUCUCCCAGGGCUGCAGCAGAUGGGUGGGGGCCAGGCAGGGCAGGGGUGGGGGAAAAGGCUCUGCUGGGGUGGGGGAAGAGGGCUGGUGGCCACAGCCUGGGGUGGGGACAGGCCUGGGGUCCCCUCGGCCACUGCGGUGUCCCCCGGGCACCCCAAGCUGCCACCCUGGCUCCAGCCAGCCCUGGGGGCUCUGCUGCACCUCCCGGCUCGGUGGCACCUGGAAGAAGUAACCUGAAAUAAUUUUUUUGUGAGAAAAUGUAAUUUAUGAGCAAUCCAACCUCCCCCAGCCCUCCCUCCCGCAGCGUUUUCCCUGCUCCAGGCUCCUGGAGCGUGGUUUGCCCUCCCGAGCUGGCUCCGUCCUGGGUGCUGGGCAAUGAUCGGGGCAGGAAACGGCUUAAGAUAUUUUAAAAACUUUAUUAUUGGCCCGAUGAGAUUUGACACACAUGCUGGGAGCUGUAUGGAAAUCAGCACUGAUAAAAAAUACAGCAAUUAUGACCCGUAUUGAGAAAAUAGACCAUGUAAGAAGAGCCUUUCUAUUAAAAAAGUUACCCAAGCCA
Catharus ustulatus (Swainson's thrush) is the source of this 5286-nucleotide messenger RNA. RefSeq names its product BAR/IMD domain containing adaptor protein 2 (gene BAIAP2). Lineage: Eukaryota; Metazoa; Chordata; Aves; Passeriformes; Turdidae. Gene Ontology annotation, biological process: plasma membrane organization; actin filament bundle assembly; actin crosslink formation. The transcript is spliced from 15 exons. The record is from RefSeq and is a predicted model, not a curated record. Bases 36 to 1721 code for a protein of 561 amino acids. Gene Ontology annotation, molecular function: cytoskeletal adaptor activity; protein binding. Gene Ontology annotation, cellular component: nucleoplasm; cytosol.